Molecule: messenger RNA, 1363 nt
Organism: Annulohypoxylon maeteangense
Lineage: Eukaryota; Fungi; Ascomycota; Sordariomycetes; Xylariales; Hypoxylaceae
Exons: 1
Coding region: 253-1101 (282 amino acids)
Cellular component (GO): membrane
Source: RefSeq, a predicted model, not a curated record
GUCGUCCUACACUGAGUGGUCUGAUUUAACAUUGACAUUAACAUUGACAUUGGCAUUGACAUCAACGUCGACAUCAGUAUCACGUCAAUUAUGAACUAGGGGCUAAAAACUCAACACCGUCACCCCACGACCCAGCAUCUACCUACCUGUAUUUAAAACUUUCAAUCAAUAGGGAGAAAAAACCAAACACCCAUAACUCCCUUUUUAUCUAGAAACUCCAAGCCUCGCACAAUAAAAAACAAAUCACCCAAAAUGCCCGACUCUAAACCCCCUCCGAAGAAAUUCGACCUAAUCAACCGCGGCGAGCGAAAGCCCACGCUCCUCGGAACCCUAACCUUCGUCGGGCUCCGGCUCCUCGACAUACCACUCCAACACGCCCUCCUCCUCCCCACCGGUCUCGGCGUAACCCUCCUCUCAAAGCUAGGAAUAACCCUCGCCUCCAGCACCAGCACCGGUUCCCUCAGCACCGGGCUCUCCUACCUCGACGUGCUAGGCCAGCCCACCAACGCGCUGCUAAUGCUCUUCGCAAUCGGGUCCAGCGCAAAGCAAAUCUACUGGCAACUCUUCGUCUCCAAAGAAUCCUUCCCGGCGCCUGCCGCCGCCGCCGUCGCCUUCUACAACAGCCUCUUCAACGCCUUAAACUCCUUGCUCUUCCUCGCGCUAGCAACCUCCUCCGUAAACUCCACCCCACAGCUCACAGUCCCCAGCUCCCUCUCCCUAACCGGGGUCCCCUACGCCCUGCCCCUCAGCACCGUCGUCGGGGUGUGUAUCUACACCUUCGGGAUAAUCCUAGAAGCCGUAUCGGAGACGCAACGACGCGACUUCAAGGACGCGCCCGCGAACGCGGGCAAAGUGUGCAAGGUAGGCGUGUGGCGGUGGUCCCGACACGUGAACUACUUCGGCUACUCGCUGUGGCGCGGGGGGUACACGAUGGUAGCGACGGGGUGGAUCGGGGGGCUAGCCGUCGGGAGCUGGCAGAUGUGGGACCUGGGCUACCGGGCGGCGGGCGUGAUGGACGACUACUGCACCAACCGCUACAAGGAGCAGUGGGCCCAGUUCAAGCGCGAGGUGCCGUCCAAGAUUGUCCCGGGCAUUUGGUAGAGGAGGGGAAUUACGUACCGGACGAGCUGACAAUUGGCUGCCUGUCUUGCUGUUGUUGCUGUUGUGAGACAUCGGAUGGGACACAGCCGCGACUACGGUGGUUCAUAUAGAUAGAUAGGUUGUUCAACACACCCACACCCCCUUCAAGAUCCUUCCCUACCCCGGGCAGACGCCUACCACACUAGACUUAGCGCACUAUACGCACAUAAACAUACACAUUAGACUAGCAUGCAAGAAUGAAAUUCAGUUUGUGUCAGUACAG